AUGGCCACCCCUGAGUACUGCACCGCAGACUUCUCGCUUAUUCCGAUCGGCUCCAAAGACGUCUCUUUCUCCAAGCAAGUUGCCGAGAUUCAGCGUCUGAUCCAGAACACCGGCCUCAAGUCCCAGAUGCACGCCACUGGCACCACUGUUGAAGGAACAUGGGACCAAGUAUCACAGACCAUCGGCUGCGCGCACACCAUGAUCCACAACGAAGGAGUGGGCCGAAUCCAGACGGAUAUUCGGAUUGCGACGAGGACCGACAAGAUGCAGCCGAUGGAGGAGAGUAUUUCCUCGGUGCAGAGAAUGAUGUCGUCUACUUGA
This is a messenger RNA of Aspergillus saccharolyticus JOP 1030-1, 321 nucleotides long. Its product is annotated as thiamine-binding protein. Gene Ontology annotation, cellular component: cytosol. The transcript has 4 exons. NCBI's taxonomy places the organism in Eukaryota, Fungi, Ascomycota, Eurotiomycetes, Eurotiales, Aspergillaceae. The coding region runs from base 1 to 321 and encodes 106 amino acids. The record is from RefSeq and is a predicted model, not a curated record.